GGCGUGGCCGCAAGUCGCGCACGAGUCGUGGCGACGGCAUCCAAGCAAGGAAAAGAAAUAAAGCGGAAAACUUUAAACGGGUACGCAGGAGAUCCAGCGAAAUGGCGGCGCCGCCGCCGUCAUAUCCAGCGGCCUUGAAGCCGGAGAUCGGCCCUGACGGCCUCGCUCGAGAUUCUCCCGUAAUCGCCUACACCGAGAAGGUCAUUUUGGAGGAGCAGCUGCAGCUGAAGAAAUACAUUCAGGAGAACUAUUCCAAAAUUCGUGAUGUAGAAAAGGAGUUAGAGAGUCUUACUUUAGAAAUGAAACUGACAGCUGGACCAAAGAAAGCAGCACUAGAGCAUCUGAGGAAGAAGAUUGAAAUAUCAACAGAGAAAAUACGUUUAGCUAAGGUGAAAGAGGAACAUGCAAAAAAGACUUGGGAAGUUGCUGCACAAGUUGUUAAAGACGAAGAGGAUGCUAAGCAGAAAUUAUGUGAUGACCUAAACCAUCUAGUCCAGGAGAGUGCUGCUUCCCAAUAUGCAAGAUUGGAGGAGCUGAAGAAACGUUUAGAAUCUCUAAAUCCCAUAAGGGAUUCUGUUAAUGUGUCAGGUGUUUAUACUGCACAGCAUGCUACUCUGAAUUCAGUACCUCAGCAACCAACUGCACAAAAUCCUGCAGAUGUAACUGGCCGUCAGAAUAUUGCCACAAAGCCUGCUUCUAUGCAACAGCAGCCUAUACCUGCGGAGGCAGAAAAGAAGAGAAGACCCUCGAAUUCGGCAAGAGGGAGGGGUGGUGUCAUGAUCCUUCCGAAGGGAAGAGAGGGUUCUGGGUCAGGAUGGACAGGUGCUGGGUUUGAUGUAGAUAGCCGUACAUGACGCCCGGUAUUUCAAGUUAUUCGUACCAUUGAAACCAUGCUCUCCAAAAUUCACAAGAAUUAGAUUGGUCACCAAAAAAAAAAAUUCAGAGCCAUUCCAGAAUUCUAAUGUGAGGAAGGUGUACGUUUGAUCAUUUGUUCAUCCAUUGUAUAUGAAUCAUGCACUAAAUUAAUCAAAGUUUUAACAUAUAUAUUCAAAGGCUAGAAAUCUGAACCUAAGUAUGAGCACCCGAUAGGGCAUGUUGUCGUAGGGUGUGUUUGACUAUGGUACAUCUGGAUGAACGGAUGUAUGCUAAGUUGAAUUGUAUUUUAAUAAAAGGUGUUUGAUGCGGAUGUAUGAGUGGAUGUAAAAAAAUACAGAGAUUAUUUGGUUGUAUGAGUCAAUGCAAUUUGUUGGGCUUGUGAGAC
Messenger RNA from Zea mays, 1261 nucleotides. RefSeq lists its product as uncharacterized. Lineage: Eukaryota; Viridiplantae; Streptophyta; Magnoliopsida; Poales; Poaceae. The record is from RefSeq and is marked validated.